Babesia ovata is the source of this 381-nucleotide messenger RNA. RefSeq names its product DUF51 family protein. The coding region runs from base 1 to 381 and encodes 126 amino acids. Lineage: Eukaryota; Apicomplexa; Aconoidasida; Piroplasmida; Babesiidae. The record is from RefSeq and is a predicted model, not a curated record. The transcript has 4 exons.
AUGAGCGCAUUCGAGGACACCAGAUUUCCUCCCAUCUCUGGGGAUGAGUUACCACGCCUUUUAUGCGGCGUAUCACUGCUUCACUCGUACGAGGACGCCGCUGGCCCGUAUGACUGGGAGAUCGGGAAACACGGUGUCAUCGUCAAGUUCGACCACAACGACAGACAAUACUCCGCGACGUACCUGCCCGAAGUUGCCAAGGAACACGACAUGUCACACGAGACCGCGGUGAAGCAGCUUGUGCGCAAGGCUGGCUACAGAGGCGCGUUGACCGACGAAUUGAUAUCGUCAAUCAAGGUCACCAAGUACCAGAGUAAAAAACUAAAAUUGUCCUUCGACGAAUACACAUCGCUUGACAAUGGUGGCGAAAUAGACAAGUAA